Pieris macdunnoughi is the source of this 1155-nucleotide messenger RNA. Lineage: Eukaryota; Metazoa; Arthropoda; Insecta; Lepidoptera; Pieridae. The record is from the annotation of a GenBank genome assembly.
AUGUCUUUAUACGACGAUCUUGACACUAUAAAAGCUCGAACUACUGAAAAAGUUGCAGGAUGGUCUUCAGGAAUUAAGUUAUUGCAGUCACAGUUACAAUUGAAGAAAGCUGCAGUAACUCAACCGAAAAGAGAAGCAUUGCGGCGGUCUAACCAGGUCUUAACACCUGUUAUAGAUUUAAAGAGUAAACAAAAGGAUGAAGAUGAAACAAAUUCAAAUAGUCCUAAUUCACAAUCCAAUACUUUUAAUGCUUCUAUGAAUGUAAGAGAUUUUGACUGGAAUGUUGCAAAUGAAUAUGAUCCUAUGUGGCCUAAUGACUAUGAAAAGGUUGCAAAAGAAAUGCAAGCUAAGAGACUACAACUUGAUGGUGGGGAUAGGGAUAGAUCAGAAAGGAAACGUAAAUCACGUUUUGGUGAUGAUGAUGCUAUUCCAGAGAAAACUAUGAUACCUAUGCAACCUGAAGAAGAGGAAGCUGAAGAGAUAUCAAAGAGAGCAGCAGGAGCAGCUAUUGCCCCACCUCCCUCACUUACAGUGGAAACUCCAUCAACUCCUCUGCUAUCAAAUGCACCUGCAGCUCCUAGCUUCUCCCUCGGUGGUUAUGGAGCCAGUUCGGUUGCGGCUAAAAUUAUGGCCAAAUAUGGAUUUAAAGAAGGACAAGGUCUUGGUAAAAAGGAACAAGGAAUGUCAGUGGCACUACAAGUUGAAAAGACAUCAAAACGUGGUGGGAGAAUAAUUCAUGAAAAAGACACUGCUAUAGUACCACCUAGUUUUGCCCUACCUGCGCUGCCAGGACCUGAUUCACCAAAUUCAACUCAACUAGCAAAGCAAGAGCCAUCUAUUACAGAAAUAAUGAAAUCACCUAGUAAAGUUGUUUUAUUAAGAAAUAUGGUUGGGCCGGGCGAUGUCGAUGAAGAGCUUGAACCAGAAGUUAAAGAUGAAUGUAACACAAAAUAUGGAGAAGUCAUUAAAGUUGUUAUCUUUGAAUUGCCUAAUUCACCUCAAGAUGAAGCUGUGAGGAUAUUUGUUGAGUUUAAACGUAUUGAGAGUGCUAUAAAAGCAGUGGUUGAUUUGAAUGGACGAUUCUUUGGAGGUAGACAAGUUAAAGCGGGAUUUUAUAUGGUAGAGAAAUUUAAUGCCUUGCAAUUGACUGAAUAA